Messenger RNA from Plectropomus leopardus (leopard coralgrouper), 958 nucleotides. RefSeq names its product serine rich and transmembrane domain containing 1 (gene sertm1). Gene Ontology annotation, cellular component: intracellular membrane-bounded organelle. Lineage: Eukaryota; Metazoa; Chordata; Actinopteri; Perciformes; Serranidae. The record is from RefSeq and is a predicted model, not a curated record.
AUCUCAGGGGCAACAGAUCUGGUUUGCUCGGCUGAAAACACCAAACACAACGGAAUGGAUUUCUGCACGACGUGAGCGAGGAACACCUGCCUCACACAUUAAAAAAUAGCCAGGAUGUCAGGGAUGGACGUCCUGUUGGUGGACCACAAUGAGACUGCAAUCUCUCCAAUAGACAAUGGGACCUUCCUGCGUUUCUCCCCAACUUCUGCAUCCACGUCUGCAGCCGCCUCCUCGCCAGGACGUCCGGGCAACGUUUACGUCUACGUGUGGCUCUUCCUUGGCCUGUUGGUGUUCCUCCUGACGCUGCUCAUCAUCUCCCUGCACAGGCUGAAGAACAUCAUCUCCUCCUCCUCGUCUGUCCCCGACUGCAGCAGCGAGGGAGGGAGCUCCUUUACCAACAUGGAGAUCUGCAGCAUCUCGUCUCAGAGGUCCACUAUCUCCUCACUGUCCACCUGAGGGAGAUGGGACGCACAGACAUGUGUCCAUGUGCAUAUCCUUGUGCAUGCAUGCUUACGUGCAAACAGCCGGCAAGCAUGCACACACACAAAGCACAUGGAGGCCUAGCACCUCCUCACUGUGACAUACAAACACAAAAACACUCUGUCAGCCGCAAAGAAGCUGACGGCACGCCAUUAUUGUGCACUCCAUGCAUGCAUAUUCUAAUCCCAGUGGUACAAUAACUGUGUGUCCAUACAAUUUUUCCACAGGCACAGGGGAAAUAUAGCUGAGGAGGUCUUGAGGGGUGAGAGUCACUGAACUCUUCUUGCCUCAUUUCAGCAACGAAGACAAAUAACCCAAGAAACUGCUUUCCCUGUGCAUUAUAAUCGUUAUGUUUUUGUAGAGUUCAUUUCUUGUACUGUACUUGUCAUGUUUACCGCAGGACAAUAAUAUUCAAGUUUGCACAGCAUGUCUCAUAAUGUCUGCAGUCUAUGUUGUAAAAUCAGAAUUCCAAUAAUAU